Brassica napus (rape) is the source of this 3505-nucleotide messenger RNA. RefSeq names its product PR5-like receptor kinase. Gene Ontology annotation, biological process: protein phosphorylation. Gene Ontology annotation, molecular function: protein kinase activity; ATP binding. Lineage: Eukaryota; Viridiplantae; Streptophyta; Magnoliopsida; Brassicales; Brassicaceae. The coding region runs from base 1370 to 3328 and encodes 652 amino acids. The record is from RefSeq and is a predicted model, not a curated record. The transcript has 5 exons.
AAGGCGCCAGAUUUAGGCUCUGGUCCGAAAGGGCGUGGGUUCAAAUCCCACAGCUGUCAUAUAUUCAUUUUUUUUGUUUAUAUAUUUCAGAGUGAGAAAUAAUAUCUAAGCAAUAAACGAAUUUGUUCGAAAAAAUCAAAUAAGGCAGAACCAUGUUUGUUAUGGUACGGCGCGUAGUUGAUCUUAAAUAUAGUUGUGACCAAAUAUAUGUCUCGGCGAGAUUCAGACAUUCAGUACAACAAUCAACUAUGAAAGAAUCUUCAGCGCGUAGCUUGUACAACAAAAACUCAGCUGCAUAAGCAAGAAUUAAAAAGAAAACAUAUAUCACGAUAGGGGAAGAUAAUUUAAAGGAACAAACCAACAAACCCUCUACCGGCAUCCGAGUUCUUCUCAGUUGCUUCCUUUUAAUCAAAUUACCAUUCCACCUCGUUUGGAGUUUUCUCUACACCAAUCCGUUUUAUUUAACACCACAUAUAUUAAUCAGACGGAUUCUCUAAGGAGGAGAGCCAGAGUUCAUGUUACAUAGACUAGCUUUUGCUCACAAGUCAGCAGAAGCAUUACAUGCUCUUGAAUGAACGAAAAGGAACAGGCGAUAAAAGAAGAAGAUAGAUGCUCCAUAUCCCAUUCCAUUACAUCGUUGAAUAACCAACUCGACUUAAUUCGGUUAUCUUCAACUUAACCAAACCCGAAUCGGAUCUCUCGUUUAACAUUAUCAAGAGCAAUUAUUCUAGAACGGAAUGGUUGGAAUUUUGAUAAAGAAUUCGCUUUAGGUCAAUGUUUAUUUCUUUAUAAAUUUUUACUAAAUUAUAGAGUCAUGUUCCACUUACCUACGUCCCCUUGCAUUAUAAAAUGACCAUGCAUGUCCAGUCUCCCGAGGAUGACUUUGGUCCAGUGGACACAAAUAUGGACCAACGGUAGUUGAACAGAGAAUUGGAAAUCAAAAGAAAAAGUAUUAUUGGAAAUCCUUUUUCUACUAAGAAAUAGAUCUUUGGGAAUUGGGAUCAUGUUAUGAAACUUUUUCAUUCAAAAAGUUCCCGGAAAAUUCCUAUGAAUUGUAAAAGGUAGUAGUUAAAUUAUUUGUUUCCUUCCUAAGUUCAUAUACGUAUAAUUAUUAUUUAUAUAAUCACUAGUUGCUGACUAAUUGUUUUUUUAUGAACGAUCUAAUCACAAGUCACCCAUUUCUACUAACCAACGAGGAAGAAGCAAUAUAACAUUUUCUUAUUCCCGUUUAUAUUAUACUCCCUAGUUGGUUACUCAUCUUUCGCUUUUGAACUCUUAAUUAUCACCAUGUUCUCCUACUAACACAAACUCAGAGAUUACUCUUAGUAUUCAGUCUUUGCAACGUUUUAUUUUAUAUCUCUUUAUUCCAAUGGCGCAGAGGUUGCAAUUGAUCUUCCUCCUUGCUUCAUAUUUGUUCUUCUCGGGAGUGUUGUCAAUAAGUAUCCUUACCAUAGAGAACAAAUGCAACCAAACAGUUUGGCCAGUUAUCUUCUCAUGGAAAUCACAGCUCACCACCACCGGCUUCACUCUCCGGAGAGGCGAGGCGCGUGCCCUACAAGCGCCAUCGUCAUGGUACGGUCUUAUAUCCGGUAGGACGCUUUGCUCAAACGACUCAACAGGAAACUUCACAUGCGCCACGGGAGACUGCGAGUCAAACACCAUCGAGUGUCUAGGCUCAUACGGUUGGUCUAAGGUGACUUAUGUCUACUUUAGAAUCGAUUACGGCGGAACCAACAGCCACAUCAUCAGUCUUGAGCACGGUUACAACCUUCCUGUGAUGGUGGCCCCAUCACAGAGUAGUCCGACGUGCUUUAGCUCGGGUUGUAUGGCUGACUUGAACAGGACGUGCCCAGAUAAUCUUAAGAUAUUUGACGGUGCUAAACCAACCAGUUGUAGUAGCGCGUGCAAACAAUCCCGAACACCGGAAGAUUGUUGCACAAACUACUUCCAGUCAAAGCAAAACUGCAAGCCGACAGUAUACACGCAGAACUUUGAGUUAGCUUGCCCAUACGCAUAUAGCUACCCUUACAACGAUAAUAACAGCACAUUUACAUGCCCAAACUCGACUAACUACGUUAUUACGUUUUGCCCAUCCUCUAUUCCCGACAUUCCCAGAAGCUCAAUGGCAGGAGGGAAAGAAAGUUCUGUACGGAAGUUAGGACCCAUACUCGGAGGUAUAGCAGCUGUAGCUUUGAUAAUCAUCAUUGUUGCGAUUGUGGUAGUGGUGAGAAGAAGGCGUUAUUCGACCGACGAGAACAUUGAAGCGGCUAUAAUGUUGAAACGAUAUAGUUACGAAAACGUCAAGGACAUGACAAACUCGUUUGCUCAUGUUCUAGGGAAAGGAGGAUUUGGAACAGUCUAUAAAGGAAAACUACCCGAUGCUAGCGGCCGAGAUAUUGCACUAAAGAUCUUGGAUGAUUCAAAGGGCAAUGGAGAAGAUUUCAUCAAUGAAUUAGCCAGCAUGAGUAGAGCAUCUCAUGUUAAUAUCGUCUCUCUGUUUGGAUUCUGCUAUGAAGGGAGCAAGAGAGCUAUCGUCUACGAGUUCAUGCCCAAUGGAUCACUCGACAAGUAUAUCUCGCAGAAUAUGUCAACCAAGAUGGACUGGAAAAAUUUAUACAACAUUGCGGUUGGCGUAGCUCGUGGGUUAGAGUACUUGCACAACAGUUGUGUAUCGAAGAUUGUGCAUUUCGAUAUAAAGCCACAAAACAUACUCAUGGAUGGAGAUUUAUGCCCGAAGAUUUCAGACUUUGGCCUUGCUAAGCUAUGCAAAAACAAAGAGAGUAUCGUGUCGUUGCUGGACGCAAGAGGGACAAUAGGUUACAUUGCUCCUGAAGUGUUUUCCAAGAACUUUGGUGAAGCGUCGCAUAAGUCAGAUGUGUAUAGCUAUGGAAUGGUGGUUCUCGAGAUGAUCGGGGCAAAGAACAAAAGAAGAGCUGAAACUUCUAGGUCCAAUCCAAGUUCAAUGAACUUUCCGGAAUGGAUCUAUGAUGAUCUCGAGAGGAAGGAAACUGUUAGACUUGUGGGAGAUCAUAUAAUGGAAGAAGAAGAAGAGAAGAUAGUGAAGAAAAUGGCGUUGGUGGGUUUGUGGUGUAUUCAGACCAAUCCAUCUGAUCGUCCACCAAUAAGAAAAGUCAUUGGAAUGUUAGAGGGAAGUCUAGAAGCUCUCCAGGUACCACCCAAGCCUCUCUUUGAUUCACAUCUGGUAGCGGCUUGGGAAACUAUUAAGGACAGCCAAGAUACUUCUAGUAUCUCAACACAAAGCUUGUUAGAGAGAAAAGCUCUUAGGCCCGGCCAAGAUACUUUAAUCGUUUCCAGAGAAGAGGUUUAAGAUAGUGUGAAACAGAAACAAGAUAUUUCAUUUUCCUCGUACGUAAAACCAAAGCCAACAAGAAAGUCAUCAAAAUCUUGGGAUCUGCUUGUUGGUUUCUUGAUGAAACUUAUAUAAUUUUUUGUUGAUUAUUAACGUUUUACAAUUAUUUUAGUGUGAAGUUGUGUUAGAAUUAUA